Molecule: messenger RNA, 1952 nt
Organism: Mauremys reevesii (Reeves's turtle)
Lineage: Eukaryota; Metazoa; Chordata; Testudines; Geoemydidae
Gene: STK26
Product: serine/threonine kinase 26
Exons: 12
Coding region: 172-1533 (453 amino acids)
Biological process (GO): protein phosphorylation
Molecular function (GO): protein kinase activity; ATP binding
Source: RefSeq, a predicted model, not a curated record
CCGCAGCACAACAGCUUCCCCGAGCCCAACAUGGCGCUGGCCGCCGCGGCGCCCUGAGCCCAGCCCCGGCCUCGCCGCCCCGCGCGGACCUUCCCGCCCCACCCGCCGGGGCCAUGGGCAGAGCGGGCGGCAGCCGCCGGCCAGGCCGCGCCUAGAGCCCGCCGCGCGGGCAUGGGAGAGCGGCGCCAGGCGCCCCGCAGCGACCCCGCCAGGCCCCGCCGCAGGCAGCCCCUCCCGGCCGGAGCCGCAGCCAGAGCCAGCCGCGGGCGGCGCCCGGCCGCCAUGGCCCACUCGCCGGUGGCCGUGCAGGUGCCCGGCAUGCAGAACUAUAGAGCAGACCCAGAAGAACUGUUCACAAAAUUAGAACGCAUUGGAAAAGGCUCAUUUGGUGAAGUCUUUAAAGGAAUUGAUAAUCGAACGCAGCAAGUGGUUGCUAUAAAAAUCAUAGACCUUGAAGAAGCAGAAGAUGAAAUAGAGGACAUACAGCAAGAGAUAACUGUCUUAAGUCAGUGUGAUAGUCCUUAUGUAACAAAAUACUAUGGAUCAUAUUUAAAGGGCACAAAGUUAUGGAUAAUAAUGGAAUACUUGGGUGGAGGAUCAGCUUUAGAUCUUCUACGGGCUGGUCCAUUUGAUGAAUUCCAGAUUGCUACUAUGCUAAAGGAGAUCUUGAAAGGUCUAGACUACCUACACUCGGAGAAGAAAAUUCACAGGGAUAUAAAAGCUGCCAAUGUCUUGUUGUCAGAGCAAGGAGAUGUUAAACUUGCUGAUUUUGGAGUUGCUGGGCAGCUGACGGAUACACAAAUUAAGAGGAAUACCUUUGUAGGCACACCAUUUUGGAUGGCCCCUGAAGUUAUACAGCAGUCGGCUUAUGACUCAAAAGCUGACGUUUGGUCUUUGGGAAUCACUGCUAUUGAACUAGCCAAAGGAGAGCCACCCAACUCUGACAUGCAUCCAAUGAGAGUUCUGUUUCUUAUUCCAAAAAACAAUCCUCCAACUCUACUAGGAGAAUUCAGCAAACCUUUUAAAGAAUUUAUUGACGCGUGUCUGAAUAAGGACCCAACAUUUCGCCCAACUGCAAAGGAACUCCUGAAACACAAAUUCAUUCUGAAAAAUGCCAAGAAGACUUCUUAUCUGACAGAACUUAUUGACAGGUUUAAGAGAUGGAAGGCGGAAGGGCACAGUAGUGAUGAAUCGGAUUCAGAUGGUUCUGAUUCGGAGUCCAGCAACAAAGAGAACAAUUCUCAUCCUGAAUGGAGUUUUACUACAGUUCGAAAGAAGCCAGAUGCAAAGAAACUGCAGAAUGGAACAGAUCAAGACCUUGUGAAAACCCUGAGUUGUUUAACUAUGAUAAUCACACCUGUGUUUGCUGAGCUUAAACAGCAGGACAUAAAUAAUGCUAGCAGGAAGAAAGCAAUUGAAGAACUUGAGAAGAGCAUCACUAUGGCAGAAUCUACAUGUCCAGGGAUCACAGAUAAGAUGGUGAAGAAACUUAUGGAGAAAUUUCAGAAGUUUUCUGUUAAUGACUCAUCCUAAGAAACUUCUCAUAAAUGACUGCUGUUUCCUAUGGACCCAGUGAAACCCACCAAAACUACUUCAAGCUUGGCAGUGCUUAGCUCAUGAGCUCCUUGUGCCUUUUGGAUCUUUGCAACGUAUUGAUGAUGAGGACGAUGAUGAUGAUGAUGAUGAUCAAGGAUUUGGAAGAACGUACUUAACUCUUUUGUGAUGGUGUACAUGGUUUUAUAUUUUCAGGAAAUUAUUUUGUAAAGAACAACUUUUAAUAUUGUAGUUUCAUCUGUUUAAUCAGAUAAAUGUUGAGGUGCAGUUUUGCUUUUAGAUGUGGCCAUUACUUUAGUUAAUAGGAAGUGCAAGUAUGGUAUGUUUUGAUGCUCUUUUGUUACUGUACAUUGAUGGGAACGUACAGGUCUUUUGUAUUCUUAAGUUAACUUUUGUAA